AUGGUAAGAAUCAAUAAAAGAGGAGACAGUCUAAAGAAAUUUGUUGGUUCCUCUUUUCUUCCCAGAACCCUAUGCAGUGCAUUUGCAGAGCAUGAACAUGCAGAAGAUGUUGAAGGAAGCCAGCUUUGUUUUGUUUUACAGGAAGAGCUUGCUUGUUACAAGGCAAAAAGCUAUGACACAGCAGUAGAGCAAAUUGCAGUUAUCAAACAGAUAAUGGAGCUGUACCUUGUUCAAGAAGAUGAAUUCCACCAUGCAUCAGCUAUGUUAGAACUUGCUAUAGCUUUGCAUAGCCUAGGAGAUGUAGAGCUUGAAGAAGAGAAAUCUGCACUUGAGUACUGUCAAGAAGCUGGGGAGAUUCUAAAGCAGUUAUUGGACUCAGAAGGCUGCAAAGAUGAGGAGGGAAACUUGCAAGCAUGUCUGCUGGAUAGACUUGGUGCUGUCUAUUUAUGGCAGGCUUUGUUUGAGCACAAAGAUGCCAUGAAUGACAGAGCAACUUCAGUGAUGCAAGAGCUCAGUGACAGUUAUGAAGCCAAAGAGAUAGAAGAUAUUUGCCUGGAGCAACCAUUUAUGGCAUCACUUCAUGCAGCUUUGGAAACAUGGACGGCACUAAGAACCAAAUCACUGCAACAAGACCCCAGUGGAAAGGUUAACCUGGACCAUUUUAUUAAUCCUGAGGAGACGUAUCGUUACUUGCUUAUCACAGCAGAAAUUUUUGGGCUUUUAAAACAGCCCCUCAAAAAGGUUGGUGCUCUGUACAUGGCUGCCAGUAUAUCCCAAUCAUUUGGUACCAAAGAUAUGCUGGAUAGUGGAUUGUGUGCCCUAAGUGAUGCUGUUCACUUGAUGUGUGACAUGCUGGACUUGUCACAUGCUUCAGUUAUUCUGUCUCAUGCCACCAACCUGAUGAAUAGAUUUGAGCCAUGCAGUACAUCAUGGGUUCAAUUCUUGUUGGCCAAGAGUCACUAUUUGCUGGUGACAGGAAAGUUUUCAGAAGGAGAGGACUCUCUAAAAGAAGCAUCAGAGAGUGAAGUCUUUACACACAAGAGCUAUAAGUCACACCUGUUGAAAGCUAGAUGGCAAUCAAUUUGCUGUAAAUAUGCAAUGUUCCCACCUACAGUCCAUGAAUUUAAGAUAGUUGUUGAUCCUCUGCUUGGUUCACUGACUCCUCUGGAAUGGGCCAUAGAUGAGCUUCAUAAGCUAACACAAAUGGCUGAAGAGAUCUUUGGUUUGGAUGUGUUUUGUACUGGCAAACAGAUGCAAAAACAAAAGGAAAAUUUGUCAGAUUUGCUAGCCAGGUCAGAGGGUUCUGGCCAAAGCCUUUUUAGACUGUCUAUCCUAAAUGACUUGCUGUCAGCCCUGUUACAAGUUGGUCAGCUGUAUGCUCAUCAGGGAGCUGUGAGGGAAGCAUUGAGGCAAUUUGUGGAUGGAAUAACACUGGCAAGGCAAUUUUGCCUGCCAUACAGGACAAUGGAAUUCCUUAUCAAUGUUGCACAGCUUGAAGUGAUGCAAGGCAAGACAGAAAAGAGCCAAUAUAGGGUUGAUCAGGUGCAGAGAAUCCUUCAACCAACUAUGAAAUCUGAAAGCAAGUCUAAACUCUCCGAAUGUUGUGUUCAAGAACCACUGUUCACAGAACAUCCACAAACAUGUGAAUGUGUCGGUUGCCUUGAUCCUGUAUUGCAUGCUAUCUUUGUGGAGUACUUGAUGAGUCUUUCCAACCACCUUGCACUUACCUCAAGACCUGAACAAUCAUUGCUAGCCUUGGAUGUGGCCAACUUAGUUUGUGAAACUGCUAUGUAUAAAAUAAAACAUGCUUUAAAAAGACUUGAUGCUGUUGUGUAUCCUUUGGAAACCAAUGAUGAAAGUUCAAAGGGAACAAAGAAAAGAAAAGGAGCCAAUUCUGGAAGAGGGAGAAAACAGAAGAAGGAUGCAGUGGCAACAGAAUGCUCUAUUUCACAGUCCAUGUUCAGUCAGCAUCAAGUUACUUUGCAUUGCAUGAAUGUCAAGACCUUACUUCAGAAUGGAAACCUUACAAAAGCCAAUCUUGUGUUAUCAGAAGCAAUGGUGCUAUUACACUAUUUAGAAAAUGUGAAUCAGAGCAUCCCAGCUCACUUGCUACAUUGUAAAGCCAUUUUACUACACUUACAGGGAGUAGCAGUAUUGCUUGGAAACAGGAAUUUGGCUAGUGAAGUUUCUGUAGAUCAUAACUGGUUUUAUAAGACUCAGAUGAACACCACAUCUUGUGGAAAUACAGAAGAAAAUCCUAUUGUUGUUGUGGAUGAUGAAGAACCUGAGCUUGAAAUGCCAAGAAAGGCUUCAAAUAGAAAAACCAGGACUUCUAAAGCUGUGGAAAAAACUUCUACUUUGGAUAAUGGGAGGAAGAAAUCUUCAAGAGCAAAGGGCAGGGGAAAGAGCAAAAAAGUAGCAGAGGAGCAAUUAGAAUGUGAGAAAUCUGAUGCAAAUGCUGAACAAAAGCCAAAGCAACAAACUAGGAAACAAUCUAAAGCUAUUUGUAGUGAUGUGGGUGAUCAUAUCCAAGCUUCUGGCAAACAGCUAGAUCAAGCCAUCCAAUACUUCAGUGAAGCAUUCAAUCUCUGUCAAGCGUGUCCUCCUCCUGCCCUGUUCUCUGACAUCUGUCAGGGAUUAGCCUUCUGCCUUGGAAGAUCAGCACCUGAACUUGCAACAUACUACUUGAACUUGUCCAUGUCUGUUACUCUCAGACAUCAAGCUGUUACCAGAACAGGAAAGAGAAUAAAGAGAUUAGCAAAGGAUUUUUCUCAACCGUUGCCAGAGAAUGAAGGAGAUCUAGUGCAGCUUGCAGAACAUCUUUCUUCCCUAUCACUUGAUGACUCUUCAACUGAUAAUACUCACCAUAAACUGGCAGCUCUGGUAAAGACUCGAAACAUCAUGAAGUUUUCUUUGUGUGCAAGUGAAAGAGGAAAACUAUGUCUAUUUACUCCAAAAGAAAUUUCCCUUUUGCAGAACAUGCCUAAAGAGUGGACUGUUUGCACUUUGGAAACCUUCACACAUCCAGUGAGCAAGGACAGAGAACUGCUGAUCAGCAGGAUGAGGGCUGGCUGUGAUCCUGCUGUGGUUAAGAUUAACACAACAUCUGGAGAGGAACAGAGCAAGGAUUGCAUUGGAGAUGAAGUUGUUAUGGAUCUUUCAAAACUGUUCCAGUCUGGUGUAUUGGAGGAGUUUGCAGACAUAAUGAGUGACAGCAUCAAAAGUAUGAAUAUUAACAACACAGCAGAGUGGUGGGCACUGAGGACAAGGCUUGACAGGAGAAUGAAGAACCUUUUGGAGAAGAUUGAAGGUUCUUGGCUUGGGAGAUGGAGAGGAGUUCUUCUUGGUCAGCCUGUCAGUCAGGAACAUCAUGAAUCAGUAGCAUCCCUAGCUAGAGAGUUGGAAGAGAAGAUAUUUGUCAUGUGUGGAUACCGACCCGAUUAUCAUUUGCUUGAGGUCCUCAUAGAUUCAUCAUUCUGCUUGUCAAGAAAAGAAACUGCUGAAGCACUGAUUGAAAUUACUGGCAUGGAUGCGACCUUACCAUCCUUUGAAAAACUACUUGAUGAAGUUGAGAACCUCACUGGCAAGCUAUUUGAAGACAGAGACAAGAAGAGCAGCAUAAACAGGUCUGGUGAUCACUCUGCUGAGAACAUUGCCCGCCAUCCUGUAAUCCUAAUUCUUGGGAAAGAAAUUCAGCAUCUUCCUUGGGAAAGUAUACCCAUGCUGUUUGACCAACCUGUGACUAGGAUCCCAUCUCUGCAGUAUCUUUUGUCCAAGUUAUCUUGUCAGAGACAGUUGCCAGAGAUUAAUCCUGAGAAAACAUUCUAUGCACUCAAUCCUCAGAAUAACCUGCCUAACACCCAGAAAAUGUUUCAGAAGUGGUUUGAAAGUGAGGAUGGAUGGCAGGGUAUCACUGGCAAUGCUCCAACACAGGAACAGUUCAGGAGUGCUUUGACUGACCAUGACCUGUUCAUAUAUUUUGGUCAUGGCACUGGACGUGAAUUUCUCCAGGGUGAUGACAUUCAGAGGUUGGAUUGUCGAGCGGUCACUCUGCUUAUGGGUUGCAGCUCUGGAAAAUUACAGGUUGGUGGUGAGUGUGAGCCAAGAGGGAUGGCAUUAAACUAUCUUCU
This is a messenger RNA of Pocillopora damicornis (cauliflower coral), 4130 nucleotides long. RefSeq lists its product as uncharacterized. Gene Ontology annotation, molecular function: cysteine-type endopeptidase activity; protein binding. NCBI's taxonomy places the organism in Eukaryota, Metazoa, Cnidaria, Anthozoa, Scleractinia, Pocilloporidae. Gene Ontology annotation, cellular component: cytoplasm; centrosome; nucleus. The record is from RefSeq and is a predicted model, not a curated record. Gene Ontology annotation, biological process: meiotic chromosome separation; proteolysis.